CAAAGCAGGACAUGAAGAUUGCCUUUGCAGAGCGGAAAAUCGAGACGAGAUGUUGAAUGCGAUAGGCACAGAAGCGCUCGGGGGAAACCAGCACAAGUGCAUUCCAAGAUGCCGGGUCGGCUCAAUAAUAGGUAGACACCAAGCGUCGACAGCCAGCCUUGAUAGGAGUACCAGUGGGCAGAUCGGUCAUGAUCCCUGCCUUGGAUUGAAGCCAACAGAAUAGAAGGCCCAAGCCAACCUGGAAAGCCGUAAUUUGCCCGCCCCGUCAAUUAUGGUUAUGGCAUCUCCCGAACUGGAGAUUGGGCCUUCCCGAAGAUGCCCCUGGCCCACCGUCUCGGCGUCUAAUUUGGAUAUGGGGGCAGCGACCACCAGUCUUUGGCUGCCGUACAGAGCAGAGCGCACCUUCCGACCUUUCCUCUGACUUUCUUUCCAGCUCUGAGUCCAGGGCUCCUUCCUCGUUGAUUGAGCCUUCCCAUGCGGUCUUUGCUUCUCGGACUCCCAAGAAGGUUGACACGUUGACAAUCCUCGAGACUGGCCAUCCACUUUUCGGCUCGCCCUGGGCUGGAAUCUCGACCACAGGCCAAGACCAAAGAAAGCAUCGUUCCACCAGUAUAGAUUUCGUGAUACAGUCCUUAUCCGUGUUCGACAAAUCCCGUCCUCUCCAGCACACACCUCCAUCAUGCAGUGGAUCCGCCCUAAGCAAUACGGCAAAAAGGAUGCUGCCCAAGCACCACCACCGCCGCCAGUCAUGGAUCCGGACCAGUCGGCUCCGGCCCCGACCGACGUCGAGGCGGCCGCGCUCGCACCACCAGACGAGAAGGCCGACACCAGCCUCUUCCGCCGGCUCUUCGUCUUCUCCCGGCGCGGCCAGCGACCCACGCUCCGCCAGUGGCUCUUCAUCCUCGGCCCGCACGGCCUGGGUGCCAUGCUCAUCACGGGCGCUAUCAACGUGCUCUUUGCAUACUUAAUGUAUGUGCGACCCUCAAAAUUGGACAAGGACAACAAGUUCCACGUUACUCUCUGGGCCUUGCCGGGCACGGUGGCGGGCGACGCGGCCGUGACCAUCAUCAUGACAUGCGUCAUCACGUGGAUGAUGGAGAUGCUCCUCGUGCGCCGCGCGCUGCGCAGCGGCGCCGUGCAGCCCCUGGCCUGGCCGCAGUCGAGCGGUGGCGCCCGCGUCGACGGCUUCGAGCGCUGGUUCUACAUGGUGGACGGGGGCGCGGUCGCCGCGGCGCGCGUGCUCGACCGCCGCCGAAGCCGGCCGGACGACGACGACGAGCAGUCGCAGAAGCAGGGGCAGGGCCUGUUCCAGCAGAGCCCCCGGGACCUGCUCGCGUGCCUGGGCACCCAGCUCGUGCGGUCGGUGGUCCUGGUCCUGCCGGCCUUCAUUCUGUUCUGGCCCCUCCCGCUCGUCAUCUUCACCCUCACGGCCGGCAGGCCCAUGCAGGAGAGGCAGGGCGAGUACUUGUUCGGCCCCUGGGCGGCCGUCAUUUACAAGGGUGUCCUCAGCGCAUUACAGGCUCUCUGGAUCACGCCCGAGUACGCCAUAUUCUGGAUGACCCGCGCGGGCUAUUCGGCUCCUAGUGUCUAGGUCUGGCCUUGAGUCGCCGCUCACAGGUGGCGCUGGCUGUGUUGCGGCUUUCCUGAGCCCGCCUGGAUAUUGGGCCAUCGCUUCUGGAUGUCGAUGUGUGGCCCCUUGAGUAUUAAUAUUAAUCGCUUGGGUGUUGGACGAUACGAGAUGAGCAAUGCCGUUAGUUUUGACCCCAAUCCCUGGCCUCUCGUCUAGGAGGACUGCCUCUACUUCACGCUGUAUAUAUAGUUAGGCAAAAUAAAUAACAGGAAGAAGCUUGUAUAUCGUCAAUCAUAAAUCGU
Messenger RNA from Gaeumannomyces tritici R3-111a-1, 1872 nucleotides. RefSeq lists its product as hypothetical. The record is from RefSeq and is a predicted model, not a curated record. Lineage: Eukaryota; Fungi; Ascomycota; Sordariomycetes; Magnaporthales; Magnaporthaceae. The coding region runs from base 680 to 1591 and encodes 303 amino acids. The transcript has 2 exons.